This is a messenger RNA of Microbotryum saponariae, 2550 nucleotides long. The record is from the annotation of a GenBank genome assembly. NCBI's taxonomy places the organism in Eukaryota, Fungi, Basidiomycota, Microbotryomycetes, Microbotryales, Microbotryaceae.
AUGCCCGACAUCCCCUCCCUCCCUAAAGACCUCAUCAACUCGCUCUCCUCCUCCUCCUGGGUCAAAGCGUUACAAACCCUACGCGGAUCCCUGGACCUGAUCCAAAAAGAGAUCGAAGGCGGUGAAGAUUCGGCUCGAGCGGCGAUCCUCGCCAAAAAGGAUGACAUCACCAUUCAUCCCGAGUUAGGGUGGGAUGCUCAAGUUCGAUUGGGGACCGAAGUCGGUAUUGCGGAAAGCGCUUUCUUGAGGGAACGGAAAGCGAGGAUGAAGGUUCAUUUCGCCAAAUUGAUGGAUCUGCACGAGGAAGAAAUUGACGUGAGGGAUUUGCCGGUCAUUGCUAUGGCGGGGAGUGGGGGUGGCUAUAGGGCCAUGGUCAAUACGCUGGGGAGUGUCAAGGCAGCUCAGGAAAGUGGCGUGUGGGACGUCGUGUCGUAUGUCUCGGCCAUAAGUGGAAGCUGCUGGGUAAGCGGGAAGGAUCAUCUCAAUCUCGCCUCUAGACUUUCCGGCGAUUGACGUAUGAUUUAUCUCAGGCUAUCAACACGUACUACUCGAUCGGAGAAGGUAAUAUUGAUCGCACUUUGGACCACAUCAAAAAGAGGAUGCAACAGCACUUUCUGGAUCCGGCAACGCUCGAAUGGCUCAUUCAACCGAGGACGAACCAGGUGCGAAUCGUGGCGACCGGUAAUGUACAGAGUUCAAACCUUCGACCGCUAAUUUUCGGACCUUGCCUUUUCCGCAGUACGUCCUGUCAGGUGCGAUUUUGAAAGGAGCCAGCAAAGCAGGAACACUUUCCCUCGUCGAUGCGUACGGAACGGCCGUCGCUUCUCGCCUUUACGUCCCUGACGACCCGGAGGCCAAACUCUCGCUCGAUAACCUCAAGAUCUCGCACCAGCGAGUCCACAUCGAUUCGGGCGAGCACCCCCUCCCCAUCUACUGCACCAUUCGCCAUGAGAUCCCUCGGGCCGCUGAAGUCGACAAGGCCGAUUCGGAAAGUAAAGAUGAGAAUCGCACUGAUGCCGAGAGGAAAGGAGCCACGGAGAAGAAGGAGGAAUUGCUGCUCGAGGGGAGAUGGAUGUGGUUCGAAACGACACCUCAUGAAGUUGGGUGCGACGAGUUGGGCGCGUGGAUUCCAACGUGGAGUUUGGGUAGGGCGUUCGAGAAUGGCAAGAGUGUCGAGCGGGUACCCGAGCUGUCGUUGACGAUCAUGUCCGGGAUCUUUGCAAGCGCUUUCUGCGCGACGCUUUAUAGUGUGAGUCUGAGGAAUGGUGACGAAGGCUUAUGAUCCAAGUGCUGACUGGAAGAAUGAGUGCUCUGCGCAGUAUUUCAAGGAGAUCAGACCCGUCUUGAGCACGCUCCCUUUCUUUGACACCAUCAACAGCUUUGGUCAGUUACUUAUCCAGAAACGCACUUGCGAAGACACUCCAGAAUCUCAGAUUCCACCUCCUUCCUACAGUGAUGGAUCGCCAACCCCAACUCGACUCGAUCCACCCCUUACCUCCCGCCGAGCUGCCCAACUUCCUCAAAGGUCUCGGCGGCAAACUCCGGCCCGGUGCACCGCAAAGCAUCACCGAACUCACCUCUCUAGGUUUCAUGGACGCUGGAGCGAACCUCAACAUACCUUACGUCCCUCUCUUUCGUCGCGACGUCGAUAUCGCGAUCGCUUUGGAUGCUUCGGCUGAUUCGCAAGAUCUGUGGUUCGAGACGGCGCAUCAGUACGCCGAAGCGAGGGAGUUGAAGUCGUGGCCUAGGGUCGAUUGGAAAGGGCUUUUCAAGGACCUCAAGGAAGAAGCUUCUUCGGGUUCCAGAGAAAAGAACGAGAAAGAAAAGAAGGAUUCUUCGGAUCAGGCGGCUUCGAAAGUCGAUGCGGCCAAGUUGCAAGAAAAGGAAGCCAAGUUAGCGAACGGGGGGAACGAGCAUAAGGAACAAGAGAUCAAUCCGCAGAGACCACCGGUGGGUUCGGCACCGCAUAGUAUGAAAUUGAAUAAUGAGGGGGAGAAGGUGAGGAAGGAAGGGGAGGAGGAGACGGUGGAUAAGUUACCGACGAGUCAGGAGGGGGAACCGCCUUUGGGGAAGUGCAAGUGAGUUGGUCGAGGCAUUGAGGCUUUGGGGCACGAAUCUCCUGCUGACCACUUCUUUCGCACACCCCCGCAGUAUCUGGAUCGGUUCGACCCAGGACGAAGAUGUCCCGUGUCGCAACGACAACCCAACUGUUCAACAAGUAAUGGAAAGGGACGGUAUCUCACUCGUCUACUACCCUUUGACCUCGGGCCCCGAAUUGGAGAACGUCAGCGAGGUGUGGUCGACUUGGCGCUUUGAGUACCCGGAGGACGAGACGGAGCGAUUGAUUCGGUUGGCGAGAGGUGAGUGGUAACAUCCGAUGAGGCGGAACAAGACGUUGGCUCGAGGCUGACGUUUUCUCUAUUUCGUGCAGCCAACUUCCAUAGUGGAGACGAGCAGCUUAAGACCUUGAUCCGAGGGGUCUACGAACGCAAGAAGAAGCAGAGGCUCGCGAACGAAGCGUCCGAGAAAAAGACUCGAGCCAAACUUUGA